This is a messenger RNA of Melampsora larici-populina 98AG31, 1446 nucleotides long. RefSeq lists its product as uncharacterized. The transcript has 9 exons. The record is from RefSeq and is a predicted model, not a curated record. Gene Ontology annotation, cellular component: endoplasmic reticulum; membrane. The coding region runs from base 1 to 1446 and encodes 481 amino acids. Gene Ontology annotation, biological process: transmembrane transport. NCBI's taxonomy places the organism in Eukaryota, Fungi, Basidiomycota, Pucciniomycetes, Pucciniales, Melampsoraceae.
AUGUCUGCCGGAAGUAUCGCUCAGGUGGCCAUCUUGUCUAUCGCAGGUUACAUCCUUUCUCGCAAGAGAAUUAUAAGCUCUCAGACCAGAGUCAGCUUCAAUGAAGUCAACAACGCGUUCUUUACUCCCGCAUUCAUAUUCAGCAAAUUGGCGUUUAAUCUAAAAGCGUCUCAAAUCGUGAAACUUUAUAUUGUCAUCAUUGGUGUGGCCAUUGUCAUGCUAUUGUCAGGCAUCUUGGCAAAUUUACUCGCUCGAGUUCUCCGGCUUACGACUCCCGAUCGCAAGUUCAGUAUGGCUAUAUCCAUGUUCAUGAAUUCAAGUGCAUUGCCAGUAGCUCUGUCAAUGAGUCUGAUACAAAAUUCGGGAUCAAAGAAUGUAUUCCAGUGGGGUGCAGAGGACACAAGAGAUGAGCAAAUUGGCAGAACUCUGGCUUACAUCAUACUUUUCAGUACACUGGGAUUUCUUGUACAAUGGAGCUACGGGCUGCGUCUCCUGUCCGUACCCCAAGCAGAAAGCAAGGGUACAAAGACUCGAAAAUGGAAGUCGUGUUGGUCUUGUUUCAAUUUUGCCUCGUCGAUUCGCAAUUCAAAUAAACCACAAGGUACAGAGAUGGAAAGCAAGAACAACGAGUUACAGGGGGGCACUGAGCGUAGCAGUCUGUCAGCCGUGCGGUCUGAUGUGGAUAAUCAGGUGCACGUACUGCCAAGCUCUUCACCCUUGAAGAGUGGUCACCUACCCAGCUCAAAGGCAAAGGCGAUCAUAAAACGCGUACUUGGUCCAUGUGCCACUUUCUUCAAAGCCUUGCAUAGUUUCAUGAACCCAACCCUUUAUUCGGCCAUUGUGGCUUUCCUUGUGAUUGGAAUUCCGAAAUGUCAGGAUUUUGUUAGUAGCCUCCAACCAUUACGCGGUGCGUUGCAGUUUGCAGGUGACGUCGCGGUCCCUUUAACAUUGGUCAUCUUGGAAAACGAAUCACACUCCACGAGAGAGCCCAAUAUGCAAGAAAGACGAUCAUGUUGGAAUAAAAUCGUGCAAUCAGCCGGCCAGCCGUCUGAGCGAUGCCCGAUUCUCGUCGGAAUUGCGGUCCGGCAGUUCUUGACGCCUCUUGUUAUGAUCCCUAUCCUUUUUGCACUCAAUCAUACUGCCGCUUCGGUAUCCUCAACUGGAGAAAUUUCAGCAAGUCAUCAACACGUAACUAAUGAUCCGUGCUUUAUACUAGCCAUGUCUCUGCUAGUCAGCGCACCGCCAGCAAUUACACUGUGCCAAAUGACCACCGCAAACCGCUUUCCAGUCGGAUCACCAGCUUAUGCACGCCACGAGUCUCACAGCCUUCGUUUCCAACGCUUGAUCUCAAAAACUCUAUUUGUUUCACAUGUAUUUCUCGCCCCGUUCACUGUUAUCAUUUCUGUGUUCGCCGCUGUACUGAUUAUACAGGCGCAUCGUCAAUAG